AUGAAAUUUGCAUCUGCCAUCGUUCUCAUCUUUGGACUCGGUACUGUAUCGGCCAACCCGCUCGUCGAAAAGCGUGCGUCGACCAGCGAGAAGGCUAACCUUGGUUAUGCCACUCUUAGUGGCGGUACCACAGGUGGAGGCUCUGCAUCUCCCGUCACGGUCACUAGUCUUUCUGCCCUUAAAUCUGCAGUCUCCGGCAAUAGUGCCAAGGUUGUGAUCAUCUCUGGGUCAAUCAGCGGUAACGAAGUGGUCAAGGUUGGAUCGAAUACAUCCGUUCUUGGUAAAUCCGGUGCUACUCUGAAUGGUGUCGGAUUGCGUGUGCUGGAUGCAUCGAAUGUGAUUAUCCGCAAUCUAAAGAUCAACAAAGUUUUAGCUUCUGGAGACGCCAUCGGCAUCCAGGCUGCUAACCGUGUCUGGGUCGACCACGUCGAGCUCUGGUCUGACAAAGAUCAUGGCAAGGACUACUACGAUGGGUUGCUAGAUCUCACCCAUGGUGUCUAUGCUGCAACAAUAACUCACUCAUACCUCCAUGAUCACUACAAGACUUCUCUGGUCGGACACUCGGACAGCAACGAGAGUGAAGACAAGUCAAUUCAAGUUACUUUCGCGUAUAACAAGUGGGAAAAUUUGAAUUCGCGUACUCCAUCUUUCCGCUUUGGUCACGGUCACGUUUUCAAUAAUUAUUACGUGAACAAUAACGAUGGGAUCAACACACGCGUUGGGGCUGAGCUGCUCGUUCAAAACAACGUAUUCGAGAAUGUGAAGAAGCCGCUGUACAGCACUGACAAUGGUUAUGCCAACGCCAGUGGUAACGACUUCGGCGGCGCUGGCAAUACUGCUCUCUCCACCUCAUGGAGCUCUGUUGGUUAUUCCUACACUCUUACUGCUACUGGCUCCGUCAAAUCCUACGUAAACUCCAACGCCGGUGCCAAACUUUCUUUCUAA
Rhizoctonia solani is the source of this 945-nucleotide messenger RNA. Its product is annotated as pectate lyase. The record is from RefSeq and is a predicted model, not a curated record. The transcript has 6 exons. Lineage: Eukaryota; Fungi; Basidiomycota; Agaricomycetes; Cantharellales; Ceratobasidiaceae. Gene Ontology annotation, molecular function: pectate lyase activity. The coding region runs from base 1 to 945 and encodes 314 amino acids.